AUGACAAUUCAGCAGAUUCCGAUUUGGCUAGACUGUGAUCCCGGUAAUGAUGAUGCGUUUGCCAUUUUACUUUCUAUAUUUGAUCCACGUUUUCAUCUUCUAGGCAUUUCCACUGUUCAUGGUAAUGCGCCGUUGGAGUGGACCACACACAACGCUUUGGGUCUAUUGGAUAUCCUCAAUAUCCGCAACAUCAAGGUGUACACAGGUGAAGAGAGGCCCCUUGUUAAUGAACCUAAAUAUGCGUUGAAUGUUCAUGGAAAGACUGGUAUUGGAGGGUUGCAACUACCUUUGCAGACUCAAAACCAACCGAUUAAUCACCAUGCAUACCUCAGCGCCAUGUACCUGGCCAUUUGUCAGAAUGCUGGUGAAAUAUGUCUUGUAUGUACCGGCACUCUUACCAAUGUUGCGAAACUAGUUGAGAAACACCCAGAUGUUGUUGAAAAAAUCAAAUACAUCUCCAUCAUGGGGGGAAGUUUUGGGUUUGGAAACGCUACGCCCUAUGCAGAAUUCAACUUUCACACUGAUCCCCACGCCGCAGAACUUAUAGUUCGAGAAUUUCAGAAUAAAAUUGUGCUUAGUCCAUUGAAUCUUACACACAAAGUGAUUGCUACACCGGAGGUUAGAGAGCAAAACAUUUAUAAUCCUUCAGAUGAAAAAAGAAACUCCAGUUUAAGAAAAGGGUUCUAUGACGUAUUGAUGUUCUAUAGCCUAGCAUACAAAACGAGAAAAGGAUUUGCAGAAGGCCCACCAUUGCAUGACCCCAUCGCCGUUUAUAGUAUUCUACCACUUGUUGACCUGGAUCCUGAAGAGUACGGCUACAAAUAUGUGAGGAGAAGAAUUAAGGUAGAAACAAGUGGUAAAAAUGAAGGUGAGUCCGUGAUUAUUCUGCAGGAUUCUGGUGAUGGUGAUGGUGAUGGUGCUUAUAUUGGGGAAGACUUGGACAAGGGGAAAUUCUGGAAGUCUAUUGCAGAUGCGCUAGAAAGGGCGGACCUGAACUUGUAG
This is a messenger RNA of Lodderomyces elongisporus, 1002 nucleotides long. It is a transcript of the gene URH1, whose product is annotated as trifunctional uridine nucleosidase/nicotinamide riboside hydrolase/nicotinic acid riboside hydrolase. NCBI's taxonomy places the organism in Eukaryota, Fungi, Ascomycota, Pichiomycetes, Serinales, Debaryomycetaceae. The transcript has a single exon. Gene Ontology annotation, biological process: purine nucleoside catabolic process. Gene Ontology annotation, molecular function: purine nucleosidase activity. Gene Ontology annotation, cellular component: cytosol. The coding region runs from base 1 to 1002 and encodes 333 amino acids. The record is from RefSeq and is a predicted model, not a curated record.